Molecule: messenger RNA, 1161 nt
Organism: Centropristis striata (black sea bass)
Lineage: Eukaryota; Metazoa; Chordata; Actinopteri; Perciformes; Serranidae
Product: collagen alpha-3(V) chain-like
Exons: 6
Coding region: 274-1161 (295 amino acids)
Source: RefSeq, a predicted model, not a curated record
UGACAGAGGGGGCGGGGCUUGUGUUGGCUCCUCUGAUGCGAUGCAGCUGCAGGAGGAGAGAGGAGCUGCUGUCUGAGGAGCAGGAGGAGAAGAAGAAGGAGGAGGUGAAGAGGAGGAGAAGUUAGUCGUUUGCGCCAAGUUUAAGAACAAAAACAGAACAAUGUUCCUCAGUGUCUGACUCCUCGAGCCUCAUUAGAACUGUUCCAGGUGCAGAACCAGUCUGGACUCUGGUUCUGCAUGACUUUAUGUUCAUUCUAAAGGUGAUUAAAGCUGAUGAAGAUGAUGAAGAUGUUCUCCUGGUUGCUAUGUUGGACUCUUUGUCUCGUCGGGCUGGUGGAGACCUCCUCCUCACCUGGAGACGCUCCGGCGGAGUUUGGAGGCGAGUCCGGCUCCGGAAGUCUGCAGACAGAUGAGCUGAACGUCCUGCAGCAGCUCUCCCUGCAGCUGUCAGACAGCAGCAACGCCUCAGUGACUGUAGACGACAGCAGCUGUCUGGUCCUCCAGGUGGGACAGUAUUCAACCCUGGCUCUUCCUCUGCAACAUCUCCUCACUGACAGGUUUCCAGAUGAGUUCAGUUUGCUGGUGCAGCUGCAGAGUUCUCAGAGAGAAGAACGCAGCGUCUUCACGGUGCUGAGCCCCGACAGCCACGUCACGCUGCAGCUCAGGAUCAGCUCCUCCGCCAUCAUCUUCAUAGGAACUCAGCAGAGACACUACGAGUUCCCGUUCAGCGGUCUGUCUGAUGGGAGGUGGCAUCAUGUGGCGGUCAGCGUGUCCUCCAGGCGGUUGGCGCUCUACGUGGACUGUUCCCUGCUGGAGAGCGUGGACUGGGUCCACCACGGGACGGGGGUCGGGGAGGACGGGCUGCUCAUGGUGGGAGGCAUCAUAGAGGGCUUCGAGACGCCGUUUGAGGGUCGUCUCCGCCAGCUGAGCUUCCUGAUGGGCGACCCGGACGGCGCCCAGCACCACUGCAGCCUCCACCCGCCCCGCUGUGGAGAGACCGCCCCCAAGCCCCCCCGCUCGCCACGCACCAACUACGCCCUGGAGAAUAUUCUGCUGUCCUCAAACGACCUGGAGGACCUGUUGGGGGACCCCGAGGACGAGUCCUUCCUGAGCUCCGCCAGGACUGUGAGUAGAUCUUUGGGCUCCUGCUGUGUGUUUUAA